ACUCUCACGUCUCGCGCCGACCAGCUCAUCUGGGUUUCCUCCAGUCGAGCAGCCAUAAAAUCAUCGCCCACUGCAACACACCUCGGCACUUCCCUCCUAAAGAAUCUCUUCUUCCUAAACGUGUUUCGUUCAAAUCUCCUCCACAUGGCUCCUCGCAAGAAGCAAGUCUCAGCAACCUGCGCAGGCCCUCAAGCCCACGAGAGUUGUAAAGCCAAAGAGCAACGCAGAGAAGAAAACACCCACGAGGCGAUCGGCACGCCUGAUCGAAAAGUCCUUCGAGGUCGUACGCUUACCGAAUAGCCUCAUCAACAUGGGAAAGACCCCUGAGCACCUGGUCGAGAUCCUGCAACGCAAUGCCGCGCAAUCACCUCUUCUACACCUGCCCGCCGAGAUUAGGAACCGAGUCUGGGAGCUCGCAAUGGGCGGAAACCUCGUCGAAAUCUGCCAGCAUAACGAAUUCACCCGCACGACUAUUCGUGUCAGCCUUGGAGGGAACGCGGUCAAGCGUGUUGGUUAUGGUUUUAGCACUGUCGAGUCAGCCUUCCAUCUCCCCGAAGUCUGCCGCCAGAUCUACACCGAAACCGCAACGCUCGGCUACGCCCUGAAUACGUUCCUCUUCAACGGCGCCGGUGAAUUUCGACCUUAUGCGGGAUUGGGCUGGUCUCCUGGUGCCGGCUCAGCUCGAGGCUGUGACUGAUGUGGAGCUGCGCCCGCUGACCUUAGAGCCAUACUGCAGUGGC
This is a messenger RNA of Trematosphaeria pertusa, 740 nucleotides long. RefSeq lists its product as uncharacterized. The record is from RefSeq and is a predicted model, not a curated record. The coding region runs from base 311 to 697 and encodes 128 amino acids. The transcript is spliced from 2 exons. Lineage: Eukaryota; Fungi; Ascomycota; Dothideomycetes; Pleosporales; Trematosphaeriaceae.